This is a messenger RNA of Nerophis lumbriciformis (worm pipefish), 1002 nucleotides long. The record is from RefSeq and is a predicted model, not a curated record. Lineage: Eukaryota; Metazoa; Chordata; Actinopteri; Syngnathiformes; Syngnathidae.
AUGAUGUCAUCACAACAUUCAAAGACCAUUUGGCUGAAGCAGCUUCUGGUUGUAUUCUUGAAACUCUGCCUCACUUGUGCCAGUUCUUUGCGCCCACUCAACGGGACCGAAUGCACAGCCAGAGGUCCGGCUUCCUAUAUUGUAGUAUUUACCGGUCAUUGGAGCCCACAGGCCUUCCCCAAGCAGUACCCACUGUUUCGGCCCCCUGCCCAGUGGUCCAAACUAAUAGCGGUGAGCCAUAAUCGCCAUUUUCGGCUUUGGGAGGAGGGCGCUGAGGCCAGCGAAGGGGUGCAGAACUUUGCCGAAGUUGGCGUGACGGUGGAACUGAUGAAGUCGGCCAAAGAGGCGAGGAAGAGACGCUCAGUCGGCACCAUGUACCGGACGGCCGGCAUCCCGAACGGAAUCGGGCACAGCUCCACGGAGCUUCUCAUGCUGCCCAGGAACUCACUGCUGUCUCUGAUGGUCAAGAUGAUCCCCAGCCCUGACUGGUUCGUUGGUGUGGACAGCCUAAACCUUUGCGAGGGCAGUCACUGGAAACAGGACGUGACCAUAGACCUGCAACCUUAUGAUGCAGGAACAGAUAGCGGCUUCACAUUCUCCUCCCCAAACUUUCCCACCAGCCCCCGAGAAAACAUCUCAAAGAUCACCUCUCAGAUGCCAAACCACCCUGCCAACUCCUUCUACUAUCCUCGUCUAAAACAACUUCCACCCAUUGCCAGCAUAAAGAUCAUGCGGCAGAGCAGAUCUCUUCACCGCCAAGUGCCAAUGUCCAACCAUAUCCUCCCGAACUCCAUAAGUCCUCAGAGAUUCUCAGUGACGCCACUGGACUGUGAAGUGUCUCUCUGGUCAUCCUGGGGCUUAUGUUUGGGCCCCUGUUCCAAAGGCGGCAUCCGCCAUCGCACACGGUACAUCCUUCUACGGCCGGCCAAUGCUGGCGACCCAUGCCCUGAGCUGGAGGAGCAAGCAGAGUGUGUACCACACAGCUGCAUGAAGCUUCAUUAA